AAACGCUUCACAAGUGUGUUGGAGAGAGAGAGAGAGCAGCAGACGGAGUGUGAGCAGUGAAGAGACGAGUCUCAUCGAUACAGCUGUUCUCUGACAGUCAUAUAGACUUAUUCUUCAUCAUCAUCUUCAUCUUCAUCUUCACCCAUGUCGGUUCUUCCUCUGCGGGUGAAAAUGUUGCAGCAGGUCUGGAGGUUGAAGGGCAUCGUCGUCCUCGUGUGCAGCCCGUUCCUCCUGCUGCCGCUCGCUGUCAGCACCACGGAGGCAGCCUGUGCUUACGUCAUAGUCCUCAUGGCGGUGUACUGGUGUACUGAGGUGCUGCCGCUGGCGGUGACGGCGCUGCUGCCGACCAUCCUUUUCCCCGUCCUCGGCAUCAUGGAGUCCAAAGACGUGUGUAUGCAGUACCUGAAGGACACUAACAUGCUGUUUGUGGGGGGGCUGAUGGUGGCCGUGGCCGUGGAGCACUGGAACCUCCAUAAACGCAUCGCCCUCAGAGUGCUGCUGCUGGUCGGCGUGCGACCCGCCCUGUUGAUGCUGGGGUUCAUGGGAGUGACGGCCUUCCUGUCCAUGUGGAUCAGCAACACGGCCACCACCGCCAUGAUGGUCCCCAUCGUCCAGGCCGUCCUGGACCAGCUCCAUAGCAACGUGGACUCUGAACCCUCGACCAAGAGCCAGAGCAGGACUGUGGUUCUGCACCAGGAGCACCAGGAGAAAACCAUCAGCGUCCUGCAGACCGCCGCUCUGAGCGUCCCGGACAAAGGUGCGACCGGGUCGAUCCAGGCACGAGGCGACUCAGAGAAAACCAGCGACCUGCAGGACACCAACGUGUCCCCUGAGCAGACAGUGAUGUCAGAGGGUCACAUGGACAAGCAGGAGAUCGUCAAACCAACACCACAAGACAAACCUCCUUCAGAUGGGACCAGUGCUGGACCUGUGGUUGUGUCCGUGGAGAACGUCUGCUGUCAGAUGGAGCUGGAGGAGCUGAGCGACGAGGAGGAGGAGAGGAGGAGGAUGAGUAAAGGCCUCCUGCUGUGUGUGUGCUACGCUGCCAGCAUUGGAGGCAUCGCCACUCUGACGGGAACCGGACCGAACCUGGUCCUGAUCGGACAGAUGAGCCAACUCUUCCCUCAGAAUGGGGACGUCAUCAACUUCGCGUCCUGGUUUGCGUUUGCCUUCCCCACCAUGGUGCUGAUGCUGACGUUCGCCUGGUUCUGGCUUCAGUUCCUCUACGUCGGCUGCAACCUGCGGAGGACGUGGGGCUGCGGGGCCAUCCAAUCAGAGAAGGAGCGAGCGGCGUACGAGGUGAUCCGGGACGAGCAUCGUCGUCUGGGACCCAUGAGUUACGGGGAGGUCAGCGUCCUGGCGCUCUUCGUCCUCAUGGUGGCGUUGUGGUUCACCAGAGACCCCCGCUUCAUGGACGGCUGGGCCACGCACGUCUUCAACGCCAAGGCCGAGUUCGUCACUGAUGCGACCGUCUCUCUGUUUGUUGCCGUUCUGUUGUUCGUUCUUCCCUCUGAGCCGCCGCUGUACCUCUGCUGCUGGAGGAGCUCUGACACAGACUCCCAGUUGUCACGAGGCCCCGCCCCUCCCCUGCUCACCUGGCAGGUGACUCAGAAGAAGAUGCCGUGGAACAUCGUCCUGCUGCUGGGAGGAGGCUUCGCUCUGGCCAAGGGCAGCGAGGAGUCCGGUCUGUCCCGCUGGCUCGGCACUCAGAUGACACCGCUCCACUCCAUCCCUCCCUGGGCCAUCGCCGUCGUCCUCUGCCUUCUUGUCGCCACCUUCACCGAGUGUGCCAGCAACGUCGCCACGGCAACACUCUUCCUGCCCAUCCUGGCCUCCAUGUCUCAGUCGAUGAGCUUGAAUCCUCUGUACGUGAUGAUCCCCUGCACCCUCAGCGCCUCCUUCGCCUUCAUGCUGCCAGUGGCCACGCCCCCCAACGCCAUCGUCUUCUCCUACGGUUUCCUCAAAGUGUCAGACAUGGCUAAAACAGGCGUGGUGAUGAACAUCAUCGGGAUCGGCUGCAUCAGUCUGGCCAUCAACAGUUGGGGUCGUGUCAUGUUUUCUCUGGACUCAUUCCCUGAGUGGGCCAACACCACCGCGCCGGUGUAGGGCCGCCUCUGUUUCCUACCGCCUCCUGGACUCUGGAUGGUUUUUAUAUUCACACUGCAGCUUGUGACGGUUCUGAAGCGGCGUCUGGACCUCACCACUGAUCAAGAGCGUUUUUCCCAAAAGUUUCAACUCUAGCUGCAGAUAGAAGUUCACCGUAGAUUCUUAACAGUAUUAAAAUAAUCAUUAAAUUACUUUGCCAUUUCUUUUAUCACUGUCAGGAAAAGUCAAGUUAACUCCACUCAGCUCUUAAUGCAGGAAUUAGAGGAACUGUGUCCUUUGAGCCACAGGAAAGCUUUUAAUUUGAAACUAUGGAAGAUUUACAAUUAUGUAAUUUGUUGUUUUUGUUUUUUUGCAAUUUCCAUUUCUAUAAUGUUAAUUCUAGCAGUUGUAUCUUUAAUUUGUCCAAUUUAAAGUUGAAUUUAUAGAUUUUUUGUUUGUUUAUUUAUUUAUUUUUUAUUUUUUGGCCACACUCAUAUUAUCACAUUAUAAAGUAGUGUGGCUAACAUGUUAGCAAAAGCUGCUAAUGUUCAUAUUUCCUAAGAUAAGAACAGAAAAUGGAUGGUUUUCAUUCACUGAUUAAUUCCCAUCACUCAUACUUUUCAAGUUAAAAGCCUCCCAGAUGUUCUAAGGACCUGAUCCUCCCAUUCACAGAGGUUUUAAAAUUUGAAAGAUCUGCAGGAAGUGUUGGGUCUCGCUGAGAGCAGCUUCAUAAUAAUAAAAAAACAGCAAAGUAGAAAUUAAUUUAAAUAAUAAGUGACUAUAAAUAAUAAGUGGUUCUCUUCAGCUGAGGAAAAUAAAAUCUUAUGUUGUAGAAUUUACUGUUAGCUUAAACCUCAAAAAGGUAUAACUGACAAAACAGUUCUUCUUCAGUGGUGUUUUUAUUUACGGUUGUUGCUUGGGAAACUGACUCUAGAUCAGUGAGCAGACUCCAGCUGGACUUCACUAAUCAGGGAACUUUUCUGUCCCGACUCUCAUCCCUGCGAAUUGGAAUUAUUUUAAGUGAUUAGAAAAUACAGUAGAUACUGUUUGUUUUUUAUUGUUUUCUAUUUAAACAUAUGAGUUUUAUUUAGUAACAUAGUUUUAUGAGGGUGACACAUGUACUGUACAUACGUAAUAGCAGAGUUUUGUAUCGUCUUAUUGCUAACAGUUUUAUUAAAGUUGAUCUUUAAAGAAACGUGAGUCAACAAUCCUUUGAUUAUAUGAGUGAAGAGUAUAGCUAAUGAGAGACUUUUAUUUUGAAUAUCAAACCCAGAUAAACAAAAUAUAACCAUUAAAUGUAAAAAAUAUGUCAUUUUACUGUGAUAUAUAACUAU
Seriola dumerili (greater amberjack) is the source of this 3419-nucleotide messenger RNA. Its product is annotated as solute carrier family 13 member 5-like. Gene Ontology annotation, cellular component: membrane. The coding region runs from base 145 to 2106 and encodes 653 amino acids. Gene Ontology annotation, biological process: monoatomic anion transmembrane transport; citrate transport. The transcript is spliced from 13 exons. Gene Ontology annotation, molecular function: succinate transmembrane transporter activity; citrate transmembrane transporter activity; sodium:dicarboxylate symporter activity. The record is from RefSeq and is a predicted model, not a curated record. NCBI's taxonomy places the organism in Eukaryota, Metazoa, Chordata, Actinopteri, Carangiformes, Carangidae.